Messenger RNA from Thermothielavioides terrestris NRRL 8126, 741 nucleotides. RefSeq lists its product as uncharacterized. Lineage: Eukaryota; Fungi; Ascomycota; Sordariomycetes; Sordariales; Chaetomiaceae. The record is from RefSeq and is a predicted model, not a curated record. The transcript has a single exon. Gene Ontology annotation, molecular function: carbon-sulfur lyase activity. The annotation marks the transcript as partial.
AUGGCCGCUGACCUUCACCUUCCCCACCAGCUGCCGGCUGCAUACAAGACACUGACUGCUCAGUGCCACUGCAAGUCGGCGCACUUCACCGUCACGGUUCCGACCUCGGCUCUUCCACUGCCCGUCCAUCUCUGCCACUGCAGCAUCUGCCGCACCACUCACGGGACAUUCUGCUGCUUCCACGCGCCACUGCCGAAAGGCAUCGAGCCCGAGUUUGUCGCGCCGUCUUCCAUCGAAUCGUCGCUUACGACCUACAUCCACUCCCCUCAAGCGCCCAGUGAGCGGUUCUUCUGCAGCACCUGCGGCUGUCACAUCGGCGACAGAGACUUGAAGUCGGACCCGGAGACGGGCAAGCCCGAGUGGCGCGUGGCGACCUCCAUCUUCGCCGCACACGACGAAGACACCUUCCAGAUCCGCGCCCACUGCUUCACCAGCCGCGACACCGAGCCCAACCUGUCCACCUGGCUGCCCUCCAUCGGCUCCCGCGCCAUCCACGUCUGGCAGCCCAGCCCGGACGACCCGCGCUUCCCCUUCGCCACCUACCAGCCCCCCAAACCGGACGUCGGCGAGGACGCCCUCCUGGCCGGGUGCCGCUGCGGCGGCGUGCGCUUCGCCCUCCCGCGCCCGUCGCCCGCCGACGCCGCCGACCCGAUCCUGUCGCGCUUCGUCCGGGCCAGCCCCACUCCUUCUUCCCCGGGUGGCGACGACGAACACGACCCGCGCAGCCGCGCGACAGGGCCG